GGCGUUGACGGCGGCGGCGGCGAGCUAAACAGUCGUCUCGCGGUAUCUAACUCGGUGUGCCCGCCCGUUGCACGAGUACGUGUGUGGUGUCUUUUCGUUCACGUGCCACCGACAGGAAGUUCGUGAAAAACGACGCGGAAUCAACGGCAAGGUCGAUCGUACAUUAUUCGUACCUUAUAAUAAUAUGCUCCCGUCGAAUCGUCGAUCGUGAUUUCGCACACACCAUAUUCAUCCCUCCACGUUAUAUUAUUUCCAUUAGAUCGUCGCCACCAUGUGGUCCGUCUCGCGACAAACACUCAGACUCAUACCUAAUAGUGGUUUUGCAUUGAACGUAUAGUUGCAAUCAGUAAUAUUAAAAAAAAAAAAAGUCACGACGUUUGUGUAGCAUCAAGUCGUACAGUUUUUGUGGAAUUUCCCCUCCCCCAAAUUCGUCGUCUUUUCUGUUUUCAAAACGAAUUUUCGACCAACGAAACCCAAAUCUCGGAUACGACGUUGAAACACAAAUGCAUGUGCAGGUUCAUGUGGAGUAACGUGAGUUGUCACUAUUCUUUCGCCAAAUUACACCGAAAAAAUAACACCAUCACGGCAAAUGCAUUGAGGUUUCCGACAAAGUUCUGUAACGUGGAACAUCUGCAGUGCGCAUAGAUGUGAGCCUAAAUUACGGAAGCUGGUCCAAUCUUCGGAGACAUGCGGCCGUAUACAUACGCAGUCGCAGUGGACUCGUGGAUCUCAAGGACUUUGUUGCUGAUCGUUGCAGUAGUCGUCAUCAGCAGUUCUGAUGUGCAAAAGGAUGGGCCAGAGCCAGAGUUUUUGAAUCCCAUGGAAAAUGUCACUGUCGCUUUGGGGCGGGAAGCGAUUUUGGUGUGUUCUGUGAAAAACAUCGGAGAACACAAAGUUGGCUGGUUAAAAGCAGAAGACCAAACCAUAUUAAGUUUACAUGAACGUGUGGUUACGGAAAACCGAAGGAUAGACAUAGAUGUGGAUAAUAAUACAUAUUGGAGACUAAAAAUUCGGCAAUUGCAAAGAUCCGACAAAGGAUGUUAUAUGUGUCAAAUAAACACGAAUGUUAUGAAGAAACAAAUUGGAUGUGUUGACGUAAAAGUUCCACCAGACAUAAAAGACGAAGAAACUAUAUCUGACAUCACUGUAAAGGAAGGAGAAAACGCUACGUUGGCAUGCAAGGCCAAAGGCAAUCCACUACCAAAAAUUACUUGGAAGCGAGAGGAUGGUCAUAAAAUAGCUAUAAAAAACAAAUCAAAAAAAACAAUGUUAUUGGAUAAGGUACGUGGAGAACCACUGUUGCUUAACAAAGUAGACCGCAGUCAGAUGGGACAUUAUUUGUGUAUAGCGUCCAACGAUGUACCACCGGCUGUUAGCAAGAGGAUCACGUUAAACGUUAACUUUUCUCCAGUAGUCUGGGUGACGAAUCAAAUGGUAAGCGCACCACUUAAUACACAUGUACGACUGGAGUGUUUUGUAGAGUCGUUUCCAAUUUCCGUCAAUUACUGGACUAACGAAAAAGGAGAAAUGAUUCCUCAAGGGCAAAAGUACUAUAUAGAAGAAGUUAAAACCAACUACAGAGUAAAUAUGUAUCUCAAUAUUCAGAAUUUGGAUUUAAACGAUCUGGGAACUUACGCAUGUUUAGCGACAAAUUCUAUGGGACACGCAAAUAACUCAGUACGAGUACACAAGAUAAUAAUGCCAACAACUGUUCCGACAACUACGUCCACAACGACUGCCGCCACCACUACCACAACCACAACGACGUUACCAUCUACCACAAGAAUGGUCGCUCCCUCGACAGUGAUACCAUCACCAGCAACAAAAAGGAAAAAUCAUAAAAUAUCAGGAGACCGAAAAUCUAGUGGGAAAACGGACGAUAAGACUGGUCUACGGAUAAAUGGCGUCGAAUCGGCGGGUGAGAUGGAGACUAAAAGCAGCAGCCACCGGGCAAGUCGCGGUUCUAGUCGAGUCCGCCGGUCAACGUUCAGCCAGUCGGUGAGCAUCGUGGCUGAGUUGGCAUUUCUGACAGCCGCCACAACCAGCUGGUCAACUGGUUGUCCAGUAGACGCGGCCGUAGGUGGCCUCGUGUCACUGGCGCUAGCUGUUUCGCCGCCACUAGUCCUAUGGCUUUUGAACUGAAUCUCGCAAGGAGAUCUACACAACUGAUGACAGCCACACACAACGGAGGCGUACUCGGGGCGUGUGUUGAAAGAAAUCCGAUAGGAUUUUAUGUAAUUAAAUUUUUGUAAACGUUUUUUAUUUUUAUUUUUUUCAUUGCCUUUCCCUAAACCAUAGACAAUUACUGUAUAUUACUCCACUGGCCAUUUAAUCGAUGUCAUCACAUUAAUGUGACAGCUGAAUACCUAUACCCGCGGUACAUGUGGUUACCUCACCCGCAAACUAACCAAUAAUAAUUAUACUAAUAAUUACUGCGGUUGUAUUGGCGCGCGAAUGAAAACGAAAAUUACAUGAUCGCUGAUACGUACAUACACAAAUAUCCUAAUUUUCCAUCUAACAAGAUUGAAUCAUUAUCAUUCCGUUUAAAGAACAUUUUUUAACUAUCUACAUUCUACAUAAUAUUUGCUAAUUUGAUUUAUACAAUGCAAUCAGACAGAUUUCUAUAACCCUGUUGAUCGACCUAAAAAUAUAUUUUAUAAUAACAUUACCGAUUGUUAUCAUUUGAAACAUAAAAAUAAUUAAUUAAGAAGUCUGGUAGUCAUUUAUUUGGUCAAUUUCAAAUAAAUCCAUAUAAUAACGAGUUAACUUGCCCUCUUGAUUUUUUUUUAAUAAGCUUUUUUGAAACUUGUCGUUCAAUCUAAAGAUAAUAAAAUACGAAAAUGUUAUUAUAUAACCUAUACCCGAGAUCGUUCGUUACGGACUAAUUUGUUACGCAUUGUUCCCUAUCAAAACUGAAACCUUUUCAACAAUUUAUCGAUAUAGAUACUGGUUUGAUAACUUUGAAAACUUGUUUAUCAUGCUAUUCGUCAAACAUAACUUUUUUUUUUGUAAUUGGAACGAUUGAAAUUUUUAAGUGACCCCUGUUAUUUUUGUUUUGUAUGUUUCAUCAUAUUUGCUGAUUCAUAGUGAUGAUUCAAUAUAAACCUUUGAUAAUACUAACAAAAACUUACGCGCAAAAAAUUUUUGUAACGAUUGAGAAAUAAAACUGCUCAAAUAUAAUCGUAAAAAAGUGUUUAUUUUACGACAUGGUUAUUUUGUCUUUAAUUGAAUAACAUAAUUUUGUUUCAUAAUUACACCGAAUUUUAUUAUUCUCGUUUGCCAUUCCUUAACAAAUAUUCUUACUAAAAAUCUUAAAUGUUAAUCAAAUGUUUUCCUUAAGGUAGGAUCAAAAUUCAAAAUAUCUUAGAAGACUAUCAAAUGUAAUAGUUAAUUUGUUAUUGUCUUAAAUUUUUGAAAUGUACAAAAAUAUAAAUUUAAGAACUGUACCAUGUGUAAAUACCAUAUCAAUGUUAUACCUGUAUUGUUUAUUUAGCUGGAAGUUUAUUAAUAAUAAUUACUAUACAUGAACUAAAUAUAAUUUUUAAUACCUGAUUUACAUUAAAAUUUCACAUAAUAAACAAAUAAUGAAUAAAACUAUGUUAAUAAUAAUAAUAAUAAAAUAGUGUUAGUAAUUCCGUGAAAUAUGUUAUAUUAUAUAAUGUGUAUAAAGAAAUUGUUCUAGACAUAAUAUUAUGUAUGUGUUAUUUUUUUUAAAUAUAAAUAAAUAUAUACAGGUUGAUUUAUAGAAAUACAAA
Messenger RNA from Aphis gossypii (cotton aphid), 3755 nucleotides. Its product is annotated as lachesin-like. The coding region runs from base 688 to 2142 and encodes 484 amino acids. NCBI's taxonomy places the organism in Eukaryota, Metazoa, Arthropoda, Insecta, Hemiptera, Aphididae. Gene Ontology annotation, cellular component: neuron projection. The record is from RefSeq and is a predicted model, not a curated record. The transcript is spliced from 12 exons.